Messenger RNA from Xenopus tropicalis (tropical clawed frog), 3641 nucleotides. It is a transcript of the gene tcf7, whose product is annotated as transcription factor 7. The record is from RefSeq and is a predicted model, not a curated record. Gene Ontology annotation, biological process: Wnt signaling pathway; regulation of transcription by RNA polymerase II. Bases 442 to 1596 code for a protein of 384 amino acids. Gene Ontology annotation, molecular function: DNA binding. The transcript is spliced from 11 exons. Gene Ontology annotation, cellular component: nucleus. NCBI's taxonomy places the organism in Eukaryota, Metazoa, Chordata, Amphibia, Anura, Pipidae.
UGAUAGUACUGGCAGCGAAAGUAAGGGCAGUGAUAGUAGGGGCAGCGAUAGUAGGGGCAGCCAUAGUAGAGGCAGAAUAAUGAAGUCGCUGUGACUUUAAGAAGCCGGCGCUGCUGUGAAUGCUCAGCCCCCAGUGCUCACAAUCAGCAGGAGGUGCGCUUUGAUGUGCUUGUGCCUUCCCUUCCCUCACACGGUCACAGGCACCGCGCUCAGUGCAUCGCUCUCUGGCCGGCUCCUGCCAUUCCAUCACUUUCACUCGCCCUGCCACUCAGCCACUCAGCCCCCCAGCACAACUUCCCCAGCCCCCCGUACGGACACCCACAGAACUUUUUCAAUGCUCUGGCUGUGAGCUCCGCGAUUCCACAGCCGUUCCCUUUGCACUGCCACCCUCAGCGCUAGCCCUCUCCCUCCCUGUAGCCCCGGCAGGGGUAACUCACAGAAAUGCCCCAAAUGAACAGCGCCGGCGAAGAUGACUUGGGGGCCAGCGAUGAAAUGAUUUCCUUCAAGGACGAAGGGGACCAGGAAGAAAAGAUACGGGAAAGCGCCUUUACCGAGAGGGAUCUGGCAGAUCUGAAGUCAUCGCUCGUAAACGAGUCCGAAGUCAGCUCGCAUCCCCGUGUCCCGGAGAGUCAUCCCGAGGCGAUGAGGCGCACACAGGAUGCCCAGCUAGUGUAUCAGGACAAACUCACAGAUCACAUGGAAGAUGGUGUUAAGCACCAAGACGAAGGUAUGUACAAAGGAUCUGGAUAUCCCAGCUACCCAUUCCUUAUGUUAUCGGAUCCCUACCUUUCCAACGGAUCUGUGUCAGCACUGUCCAGCAAAGUUCCUGUGGUACAACCAUCACACGGAGUUCAUCCUCUCAUUCCCUAUAAUAACGAGUCCUUCAGCCAUGGCUCCCAUUCUACACACCUUCCCGCCGAUCUGAAUCAGAAGCAAGGUGUGCAUAGACCUGCCCAAACAGCUGAUAUCCCCACCUUCUACCCUUUGCCUUCUGGAGGAGUUGGACAGAUAUCCCCUUCAGUGGGGUGGCAAAGCCAGCCUGUCUAUCCUAUCCCUUCUUGUGGGUUUAGACAGCCAUACUCAGCGACAUUGUCCUCUGGCCCUUCCUAUUCCAGGUUUCCUCAUCCUCUGAUGCUGAGCCCCAGCAUGCACACGACCGGGAUUCCUCACCCAGCAAUAAUACCGCAUUCAGGAAAUAAAGACAUAGACUGCUAUGAAAGAAAUAUGAAACCACAUUCUGAGCCAAAGAGAGAAAGAGAGCCCAAGAAACCUACUAUUAAGAAACCAUUAAAUGCCUUUAUGCUGUACAUGAAAGAAAUGAGAGCAAAAGUGAUUGCAGAAUGCACGCUAAAAGAGAGUGCAGCCAUUAAUCAGAUCCUAGGGAGAAGGUGGCAUGCAUUGUCCAGAGAAGAACAAUCAAAAUACUAUGAACUGGCCAGAAAAGAGAGGCAGCUACACAUGCAGUUAUACCCAGGCUGGUCUGCAAGAGAUAACUAUGGAAAAAGAAAGAGAAGAACCAGAGAAAAACACCAGGAUUCUAGUUCAGAAAUGGAGAAUCACUAUGAUAUAGGCAUACAAGGCCAAAUGGUUGGGUGAGCAGCAGGGACAACUGACACCUGGGCCCACUGAGCAUAUUCCCGAUACACUGGUGGGCCAGUCCAACACUGACUGUAAGUGCUUAGGGAAAUUAUACCAUUGCCCAUUGUCAUGAACGAUAUAUUGACUGCAUUCCUUUCAUACAUUAAUAUUUUCUUAGUUUCUUCACAUAUUGAAGAAGGGUUGCUGCCUUCCCCAUGGGAUAUCUUUCUGUUACAGUAGCAUCUCAGAUUUGGCCUGCAGGGAAAUGGAUAUAAUGUUCAUUCAUAUUAGUAAAAUAGUUCUGGGAAAUGACAAGCAUCUAGAAACCCGUGUAGAAUGUAUUGCCUAAAGGCUAUUACACUUUGUACUAUACUCAAAGCAAAGCCAUUAUUUAGGGCCUCAUUAACAAUGACAAGGCCCCAGUUCACUUUACAAACCUUACAUGUAUAUGACAGAACAGAUCUUGUAUCAUAAGGCAUAAAACAAGUAAUGAAGGGGGGUGUAAAUGAUUAAAUUACAGUGGAUAUAAAAGUCUACACAUUCCUGCAAAAUGGCAGGUUCCUGUCACAACCUUUUUUUGCAAAAUUGCCAUCUAUAUAAAAGCUGAAAACAAAUCAGAAACAUUGUAGUUAAGAAGGAAAAGCAAAAAUCAUGCAAAAAACCUGCUUGCAUUACUGCGUGCACCCUUGAAAAAUGAACAAUGUGGCUGCAUUUAGAAUGAACUAAUCACAUUAAGUCUCAUCUCAUAUAGUAGUUAGUAUACAUCUGACAUCAAUUAAAGUGGCUCUGAUUUAGCUCAGAUAAGCUUGCCUGUUACUGUAGGAUUAUUCUGCUUGUUCUCAUACUCCAAAACCCAUGUUCCACAAAGAACUUUCAAAACAUGAAAGGGAUCUUUUCACUGAAAGGUGUAAAUCUGGACAGGGGUACAAGUAUUCAAAUCACUAAACCUUCCGAGGAACAUGGUGAAGGCAUCAACAAGUGGAGAAAAUAUGGGUCAACAGUGACUACCAGGAUGUCUCUCCAAGACUGAUGAAAAGACAAGGAGAAAACUGGUCAGGGAGGCCCCCAAGAGGCAUACAGCGACAUUAAAGAUGCUGCAGGAUUUCUUGGCAAGUACGGUUUGUUCUCUACAUGUCAUAACAAUCAGUCGUAUUCUUCAUAUGUCUGGGUUGUGGGGUACAACCCCUUCCACAAACACAUGAAAAAUAUACUAUAGUCUGGUAAGACCAAGGUCGAACUAUUUGGCCAGAAUUCCAAAAGGUAUGUUGGCACAGAAAUAACACCGCACAUCACUAGAACACCACUCCCAGAGUAAUGCAUGGUGGGGGCAGCAUCAUGCUUUGGGGCUGCUUUUCAUCAGCUGGAACUGGUACUUUAGUCAAGGUUUGUCACAAAACCUUCAAGCAUCUGCUAGGAAGCUGAAGAUGAAGAGGAACUUCGUGACCCAAAGCAAUACAUCUAACUCAACAAACAGUGCCUUUACCAAAGGAGGAUCAAUGUUCUGGAAUGGCCCAGCCAGAGCCCAGACCUUAAUCCAGUUGAAAAUCUGCAAGGGGACCUGGAGAGAGCUGUUCACAGGAGAGAUACCCUCGCAAUUUGACAGAUCUGAACAUUUUUUGCAAGGAGGAGUGGCCAAAAAUUGCCAAGUUCAGAAGUGAUUUUUGUAUGAUUUCUGUUUUCUUUAAACUGUUUCAGAUAGAUUGCAAUUUUGCAGUAAAGGUGGAAUAAGUUGUUUUUUUUUUAUUAAACAAAAAUCUGCCGUUUUGCAGGGAUGUGUAUAGUUUUUAUAUCCAGUAUAUUUUUAUACAUAAAGAUUUGAAUGUAGGCGCAGAGUAAAUGUAAUUUAUAAGGAGUAGCAGAAUGUUAUAAUGCAAUGCAUUCAUUUUUGUGCAAUGUACAAAACUCGUAAGACUGCUUCUCUGUAACCACACAUAUAUUUUGAAUGGUUUCACUCAUUUUAUUUCAAGAUGUUGUGGUUUUUGGAAUCUUACCAUAAGCUUUGCUGACGCCUUAACAAAACUUAGAGAAAAUGAUAGAUGUGGCCAGACAUCAUUAUGGGUGUG